AAUACACAUAACAGCUGAUUACAGUAUAUCAACAAUGAUCAACAGUCCGCAGCGAAAUAGGUUACACUUCUGGUCAGUCUUGAUAACUUGAUUUGGAUCUUCCAAUGUACAAUGGGUAACAGUCAUUUCAGGGAAGAGUUUGGUCUUACAACAGGAUCUACAGCGCUAGAAUGGAAAGAUAUAUGGAAGUUCUCAUUUUUAUGGUAUAUGUUGUCGUCAUUUGUGGUACAUUCUGUUGCAGCAGCUAUUGCAUUCUUUGCGUUACGUAAACAUCGCUAUGCUAGAUUUCUGCCAAUACUGAUAUUAAUUGUUGGUUUUCUUGGACCAAUCACAGCUGGUGUUAUUAGCAGUGCUUUGUUCGCAUUCAUAAUCCAAGCCUUACAACUGUCUUUGGACGCUCACUUUGCAGUCAUCUUUGGUUGUGGGCAAACCCUCAUCACAAUAAUUGUUUCUUUUUCAAGAAUCUUGGCCACAUUAUAAUGACGUUGAUCAUCAAGUAGAUGACUGACUUUUCACUGUAUAAAACUUAUGCACAAGUAAACAUCAUUUAUGAUAUGGGUAUUCAAACCAUAGGUUGUAACCCAAAAUAUGGUCACCAUUAUAUUUUGCAGGGUCACUCAAUAUCUAUGGAAAAACCAUAAUGUACAGUGAAGCUGGAAUAAGUCUGGUAGCGUCCACGGGCCACAUGUGGCCUGACAGCAAUUUUUUAUUUAAAUUUAAUUUUAAAACUGUAUGUAUGGCGGCCUGCCUAAUAUGGCCCGGUCUAUCAACUGUAAAUAGUAAUACCGUAUUAAAACUGCAUAAAGUGUUGUUAUAGAAUCAAUGCACUGCUUGAAGGGUUUUAUAAGCACAUAGGAAUUGUCAAAUUAUCAUUAUAAAUUUUCCGAAGUUUGCGAGCGGCCCUCAAUGUGUAAUAAUUUGGCCUUGUCACACAUUUUUAUACCCACCCCUGGUGUUUGUCACACAGACCACCUCUGACUUACACACAACUUUGCUCUCAAAUUUUCUGCAAUUUCCCUUAUUUCCACACCUCGGAGCAGGAACCUGUAGAUGUAGAAAACCUCUGCUUAACCUUAAUGGUUUUUAGCAUUGACUUUUGAAAAAUAUUUACACAAUAUUGACAAUUUCCACAAUAAUAAUAUUUAAUACAAAUAACAAUGAUUAUGGUAAAUAUGAACAGUAGGCCUAAUUAUGAUUUUAGUAAUAAAACCCUUACAAAGGGUCUUUACAUUGUUUUAGAUUUUAAUUGUGCAGUAUCUUAAUAAUUUUAUGUCUAUUUGUUUAUUUUUACUUUUUCUUUAAUCUUCCAUAUAGUUUUACCCUUCUAUUUAUGCAUGUUAUAUCAGUGUUAAUUAAAAGGUCCCUGAUACUAAUAAACUUGCCUUUACUUUUGAUCAAUCUGUUGAGUAUUAAUGACACUUAAAACUUUUUAAGUGCUUUUAUUUCAAUCUUGUUUAUGGUCAUUCUAUUCCAAAGAUUUUUAUUGACAAAAUUAUAUAUCCAGGCUAAUUGCCCUUUUACAAAUAUACUGGUUUUGCCGUAAUGUUUUUUUUAAAAUUUAUUUUCUUUCUACCUCUUUACUGGGUCCUAGCGAGACAAGUACCUACUUCUAGCUAGGACCCAAUGAUAAUAAUGUUUUUUUCCCGUUUUUUGUCAUUUUUUUUUCUGUACUGUUAUAAUUGUAUCUGUUGCCUUAUUAUCGAAAUAAAUGUUACCUGAAAUUAAAUGAAAAUGUUUAGCAAUGAAAUAUAGAUAUAUGUGGAAGUUUUAGUUGGAGAGCAUAUGAUAAUGAAAUAUAAGAUAUAUGUGGUAGUUUUAGUUGGAGAGCAUAUAAUAAAACAAGAUGACAACCACGAA
Anneissia japonica is the source of this 1857-nucleotide messenger RNA. Its product is annotated as transmembrane protein 170A-like. The record is from RefSeq and is a predicted model, not a curated record. The transcript is spliced from 4 exons. The coding region runs from base 112 to 480 and encodes 122 amino acids. Lineage: Eukaryota; Metazoa; Echinodermata; Crinoidea; Comatulida; Comatulidae.